ACUACAGCAGUCGUAUCAACAAUAGUCGUAGACAUACGUCAUCACACACGUGCGCGUCGCCCGAUGAGAUAACGGUACGCGAUAACGCACAAUCAUCAUGGACUACUCGUACCUGAACCAAGCCAACUUUGACGGUCUGACCGGCACCACCACGGCCGCGUCUAACAUGGACCACGCGGCCAUGGGAUACGGCGACCUGACCACGUGCGGCCAGAUGACGCACGCCGCGUACCGGUUCGGUCCCACCGCGUCCAUGGCCGCUCGGUCGUACAAUACGGCCAUGGGCCAUCACCUGUCGGCUGCCGCGGCCGCUGCGGCUGUUGCGUCCGGCAACGGCCACAACGGCAGCGGCGUCACGUCCGCAGCCGCCGCCGCAGCCGCAGCCGCCGCUCGAGGACACCACCACGGACAUCACCAGGACCAUCACCCGGGGCGGCCGACAAUGUUCUCGACCGCAAUGAAUUUGCCAGGUGGGUUAGCAGCAUAUAAAAGUCUUCCGUACACUACUCAUGACAGUAUUCUAACGGAAAAAAGAAAACAAAGGAGAAUACGGACUACUUUUACUUCAGCACAGUUGAAGGAAUUGGAAAGAGCUUUUCAAGAAACACAUUAUCCUGAUAUAUACACCAGAGAAGAGAUCGCCAAACACAUAGAGCUUACCGAGGCCAGAGUUCAGGUGUGGUUUCAAAACCGCCGAGCGAAAUUCCGAAAACAGGAAAGGCUGGCGCAGCAAAAAUCGUCGCAAUCCAGCAGCAGUAGCACGGUGGAUGCGACCAGCAUAAAAACCGAGCCGAAACAAUGCGGUCAAUCGAAAGACGGCAAGCCUGGCACACCGUCCACGCCUGGUAGCAUAUCUUCUAACAACGGUUCUACCGACAUGAAAUCAGUCAAUGGAUCAGCGAUAAAAAUGUCUGAGCAAUCGGAAGGGGUGAACAACAACAAAUGGCUGUUGGGCCAGGGCCAGAACUACACGCAGCUCCACCACCAGCUUCAGCAACAGUGUGGUGGUGGAAGUGGUGGUGGUGGUGGUAGUGGGGGCGGUGGUGGCGGUGGUGGUGGAGGGAACGGGUCACCAGGAAACAAUUCACCGGCUCACAAGAUGAAUGGCGGCGGCGGCAGCACGCACAAUCACAAUCACCACCAUCAUCACCACUCGCCAACGUCGCAUCACCAACAGUUCGCCCACCACCCGUUCAGUUUGUUGGGCGCCGCCGGACCGGCUAGCUACCUGCUCGGCUCCGACUCGCUCAAGGUCACCGGUGGCGGUGCGGGCGGCGGACCAGCCGGGUCCAAUCACGUCUUGUUCUGAACUACGUUGCAAUGAACCGCGGGCAAACUUGGUCACUAUAUUAUAAUAAUAAUAUUAGGCAUAUUAAACCAUGACAAUUAUACGAGUGACGGUACACAUCAGAAUAUUAUUUUGCCAAAAUAAUAGCUUGUACCUAUACACGUCAUGCACGAUUAUCAACGAUCGCAUUUCACCGUUUUGUACAUAAUAAUAUUAUUAUAAAAUUUAUAUAUAAUAUACGCAAAAAAAUUAUAUAUUGUAAA
Messenger RNA from Rhopalosiphum padi (bird cherry-oat aphid), 1551 nucleotides. RefSeq names its product paired mesoderm homeobox protein 2B-like. Gene Ontology annotation, biological process: regulation of transcription by RNA polymerase II. Bases 98 to 1309 code for a protein of 403 amino acids. The transcript is spliced from 4 exons. NCBI's taxonomy places the organism in Eukaryota, Metazoa, Arthropoda, Insecta, Hemiptera, Aphididae. The record is from RefSeq and is a predicted model, not a curated record. Gene Ontology annotation, molecular function: RNA polymerase II transcription regulatory region sequence-specific DNA binding; DNA-binding transcription factor activity, RNA polymerase II-specific.